AUGGCGGCGCUGCGGGCGCUGCUGGGGGCCGCCUUGGCCGCCGCCCUGGUCGGGGCAGCCCCCGCCGCCGUCCCGCCGCCCCGCAACGUCUCCGUGCUGCUGGAGCCCGGCUCGGGGCGGCUCCGCGUCCUGCCCGGCCGCCGCCCCGCCGCUGUCGCCUGGGCUAGCCUCGACGACCGCAUCCCCACCGUCGGCUGGGCCUUCCUGGAGGUGACCACCAACGGCUCGUACAAUGACAGCCUGCAGGCCUACGCUGCCGGGCUCGCCGAGGCCGCCGUCUCCGAGCAGCUGAUGUACAUGCACUGGAUGAACACCAUGGUGGGCUACUGCGGCCCCUUCAAGUACGAGAGCGAGUACUGCGAGAAGCUGCGGAUCUACCUCGAGGCCAACCUGGGCUGGAUGGAGGAGCAGAUGGCGAAGGGGGAGGACCCCGAGUACUGGCACCAGGUGCGCCUGGCCCUGCUGCAGCUGAAGGGGCUGGAGGACAGCUACAACGGGCGCCUGGACUUCCCCCGGGGCAGGUUCACCCUGGCACCCUUCGGCUUCCUCCUGCUGCAGCUGGGGGGUGACCUGGAGGACCUGGAGUCCGCCCUGAACCGCUCCUCCCCACGGCGCGUCCUGGGCUCGGGGUCCUGCUCUGCCCUCCUCAAGCUGCUGCCAGGCCAUCGGGAUCUCCUGGUCGCCCACGACACCUGGACCUCCUACCAGUCCAUGCUGCGCGUCAUCAAGAAGUACACGCUGCCCUUCCGCGCCUCGGCCAGCGGCAAUUCUCAGAUCCCCGGGAGCAUCCAGGUGUUUUCCUCCUACCCUGGCACCAUCUUCUCCGGGGAUGACUUCUACAUCCUCAGCAGCGGGUUGGUAGCGCUGGAAACCACCAUCGGGAACAACAACCCGGCACGGUGGAAGUACCUGGACCCACGGGGCAGCGUCUUGGAGUGGCUGAGGAACAUCGUGGCCAACCGCCUGGCCCGCAGCGGUCCCGAGUGGGCUGCUGUCUUCCGACGGUUCAACAGCGGCACGUACAACAACCAGUGGAUGGUGGUGGACUAUAACGCCUUCACGCCGGGGAGAGCGAGCCCGCCGCAGGGCGUGCUGACCGUGCUGGAGCAGAUCCCGGGUCUGGUGGUGGCGGCCGAUCAGACGGAGCUGCUGUACCAGCAGGGCUACUGGGCCAGCUACAACCUGCCGUACUUCGAGGAGAUCUUCAACGCCAGUGGGAUCCCGGAGCUGGUGAAGAAAUAUGGCGACUGGUUCACCUACGACAAGAACCCGCGUGCCCAGAUCUUCCGCCGGAACCAGACGUUGGUCCGUGACCUGGACUCCAUGGUCCGCCUGAUGAGGUCCAACAACUACCUGCGGGACCCGCUGUCGCGGUGCGGGGGCUGCGACCCCCCCCAGAACGCAGAGAACGCCAUCUCCGCCCGCUCCGACCUCAACCCCUCCAAUGGCACCUACCCCUUCCCCGCCCUGCGCCAGCGCUGCCACGGCGGCACCGACAUGAAGGUCACCUCCUCGGGCAUGGUCCCCGCCUUCGGGCUGGUGGCCGCCAGCGGUCCCGCCUGGGAUGACGUGCCCCCCUUCCGCUGGAGCGCGUCCCCGUGCAGCACCCUGCUGCACAUGGGGCACCCCGACCUCUGGACUUUCCCCCCCGUCAAGGUCCGCUGGGACUGAGCGGGCGCCGCUGGGCUGAACCCAUCUGUCUGUCCAUCCGCAGGCAUCUGUCUGUCCAUCCGCAGGUCCUGCAUGGGGACCCCUUUUAGGGGGGCAGCUGGGUGGUGGGGGAUCGCAGCGCUACCCACUCUCCCCUACCCCCAUGGGACUGGCUUUGGGUGCAAGGGGGGGGGCCCCUGCCCCCCUGGCUCUUUCUGCUUCUGCCUCUCGCUGCCGCAUCCCCGCGGUGUCGGCUGUGCUGCGCAAGGGGCCGUGCCCCCUCCCCGCCGAGGGGCUCCAGCCCCACAUCUAAGCCUGGUUUGGGGGGGCUCUUCCCAGAAAAGGGAGGUCCCGGGAGGCUGGGGCUCGCCUGUGGGGCAGAGAGGAGGGGAGUGAACUGGUUUGGCUGUGACAAAU
Molecule: messenger RNA, 2067 nt
Organism: Gavia stellata (red-throated loon)
Lineage: Eukaryota; Metazoa; Chordata; Aves; Gaviiformes; Gaviidae
Gene: PLBD2
Product: phospholipase B domain containing 2
Exons: 12
Coding region: 1-1671 (556 amino acids)
Biological process (GO): phospholipid catabolic process
Cellular component (GO): extracellular region
Molecular function (GO): glycerophospholipase activity
Source: RefSeq, a predicted model, not a curated record